AAAAUAAUGGAAAGACUGAGGCUUCUGCCUACCAAGAGGCAGGGGUGGGUCCUUCAUUUGUGUUCAGUCUGAAUUAUGUGAAAGUUAGCUCUUCCCAAACCUUUAAGCUGCUUCCGUCUUAACCUUCCAAGAUUCCAGUUCCUUGCUCUCUCCGCCCCGUGAUACCAUGCACUGCCAGUAGAGGCUGCUCUAGGUCCGCAUGUGGGGGAUCACCUGGUUCAAGGCACAGCCUAACCGGUCAUUUUCUUGUCCUAAUACUAAUUUUUCCCGCUGAGCAGUGUCUUAAAUUUCUUGAAGAGAUGCCAGCGAUUCCUGCUUUUGGUUUUCCAGUGACUCGGGAGGGCUGUCUAGGAUCCUAGCUCUCUCUGAAAUAAAGUUUCCUCAACUUCCACCUUGCAGAGUAGCCUUCUGAUACCCAGUGGUCCCCUCACUGUCUCUGCAAAAAGAGAUUUAAGGUCUUGAAUGGUGGAGGAACGUCUGCUGUAUUCUGUUUUUCCAGAGAUCGGUAGCAGUGGCUAGCGAUUUUUUGAAUGCCUGUUCUGUGUUAGGCUCUCUGUUAAGUGCUUUAUGUGCAUGACCACAUUUAAUUUUCACGAAUCUGGGUAGUUUACCCCUCCUUUGUAGGUGAGGACACUGAAAUUCAUGAGCAGGAACUCCUCUGAGGUCCUACAGCGGAGGGAUCUGACUGCUGAGCCCAGGCGCUCACCUUUCCUUUCCCACUGACUAGAUAGGAGAGACGGGAUACUACAAAGCAAGGGCUUGGCCUUUGGCAGCUGGCCAGCACUUAUUGCUGAACUGGGCUGUGGGUUGUGGGAAUAUUGACGGGUGGUGCCUGCUAGGAGGUAGGGAAAUGGAUAGUUCUGGUGCCUGUGUGUAGCACACAGCGCUUAACUGGGCAUCUGACAUUGGCGUUCUUCCUCAGACCUCUUCUGAGUGAAAGGUAGAGUUUAGAGUUAAUCCAAAUGCCCUCUAGUCUGGUCUGAGUGACGGCAGUCAGAGCUCCUGCCGUGCUGCGGCCAGGAGCUCAGGGGCAGGGGAGAGCCUAUGCACGUGGAAGUCGUGCCUGGAGCCAAACCACGGAACAGAAAAUUGGAACAGAAUUAUAUAAAUUAAGGUCAGAAAUUUCCUGUCCAACCCACGGGGUGGAGUUUUCUCUAUUCCUAUCCAUCCUACUGAAUAUAAGCCCUGAUUUGAUGUCAGUAACUGGAAGGAGCAGCUGGUAGGACUUCCCUUUCAGCUGUCCACAUUCACCAUGAAUCUCAAGGUAGUCCUCGUGUUCCUGGCACUGUCCCUCAUUACCAUCUUUGCCCUGGCCUAUGUCUUGCUGACCAGCCAAGGUGGCUCCAGCCAGCCUCCCCGCUGCCCCUCCGUGUCCCCCACUGCCCAGCCCCGGACACACCCCGGCCAGAACCAGCUGUUUGCAGACCUGAGCUUGGAGGAGCUGACAGCUGUCAUGAGCUUCCUGACCCAGCAGCUCGGGCCAGGCCUGGUGGAUGCAGCCCAGGCGCGCCCCUCGGACAACUGCGUCUUCUCAGUGGAGCUGCACCUGCCCCCCAAGGCCGCAGCCCUGGCCCACCUGGACAGGGGGAGCCCCCCACCUGCCCGGGAGGCGCUGGCCAUCGUCUUCUUUGGCGGACAGCCCCAGCCCAACGUGAGUGAGCUGGUGGUGGGGCCACUGCCACGGCCCUCCUACCUGCGGGACGUGACGGUGGAGCGUCACGGGGGCCCCCUGCCCUAUUACCGCCGCCCCAUGCUGGGAGCUGAGUUUGCCCAGAUGUGGAAACAUUUGAAGGAGGUGGAGCUACCCAAGGCACCAGGCUUUCUGGCUUCUGUCUUCAACUACAAUGGCUCCACUUUGGCACCUCUGCAUGCCACCCCCAGUGGCUUGCGCUCAGGGGACCGUGCUACCUGGAUAGCCCUCUACCAUAACAUCUCAGGUGUUGGGAUUUUCCUUCACCCAGUGGGGCUGGAGCUACUGCUGGACCACAGGGCCCUGGACCCUGCCCACUGGGCUGUCCAGCGGGUCUUCUACCUCGGGCGCUACUAUGCUGACUUGGGCCAGUUGGAAUGGGAGUUUAAGGCUGGCCGGCUGGAAGUGGUUAGGGUUCCUCUCCCCCUGCCAAAUGGGGCUUCAUCCUUGAAGUCCCGGACCUCCCCAGGUCCUCUCCCCCCUCUUCAGUUCUCACCCCAGGGCUCCCAAUAUAGUGUACAAGGGAACCUGGUGACAUCCUCCCUCUGGACAUUUACCUUUGGUCAUGGGGUGUUCAGUGGCAUGAGGAUUUUUGAUAUUCGGUUCAAGGGUGAGCGAGUGGCCUAUGAAGUCAGUGUCCAGGAGUGUGUAUCCGUCUACGGUGCCGAUUCACCCAAGACAAUGAUGACCAGAUACUUGGAUAGCAGCUAUGGACUUGGCCGUCACAGCCGGGGCUUGGUUCGGGGAGUUGACUGCCCCUAUCAGUCUACGAUGGUGGACAUCCACAUACUGGUGGGCACAGGGGCAGUCCAGCUGCUCCCGGGGGCUGUGUGUGUAUUCGAGGAGGCACAAGGAGUGCCCCUUCGGAGGCACCACAAUCACCUCGAGAGUCAUUUCUAUGGUGGUUUGGCCGGCUCGGCUCUUGUAGUCAGGUCUGUGUCAUCUGUAGGCAACUAUGACUACAUUUGGGACUUUGUACUGCACCCAAAUGGGGCGCUGGAAGGGCGGGUCCAUGCCACAGGCUAUAUCAACACGGCUUUCCUGAGUGGGGGUGAGGAGGGCCUCCUCUUCGGGAACCGUGUGGGGGAGCGAGUGCUGGGGGCAGUGCACACGCAUGCCUUUCACUUCAAGCUGGACCUGGAUGUGGCAGGGCUGAAAAACUGGGUGGUAGCUGAAGACGUGGUGUUUAAACCUGUGGCAGCCCCUUGGAGUCCAGAGCACCAGCUGCAGCGCCCACAGCUGACACGGCAGGUCCUCGGAAGGGAGGACCUGACAGCUUUUUCCUUGGGAAAGCCCCUUCCCCGCUACCUUUAUCUGGCUGCCAACCAGACUAAUGCCUGGGGUCACCAGCGCGGGUACCGAAUCCAGAUCUACAGCCCCCUUGGCAUACACAUGCCCCUGGAGAGCAACAUGGAGAGGGCCCUCAGCUGGGGGAGAUACCAGCUCGUGGUGACCCGGAGGAAGGAGGAGGAGUCACAGAGCAGCAGCAUCUAUUACCAGAAUGACAUCUGGACCCCCACUAUGGCCUUUGCUGACUUCAUCAACAAUGAGACCCUCUUAGGAGAGCUCUCCCCAGUUCCAACCCUGACCCAGAGAGCGGAAUCUGAUUUGGAACCUGGAAGACAAAGCCAUGUAAGGAGCCAAGAGAGACCUAACUCCGCAGACCCGAGAACACACGUCUCCACUCUGGUUCAAUCCUCUGUCCUGCUGCUGUUCACGGACAAUGAACCAGAAGACCACUCUGGUGCUCCUCGCUCUAGCCGUCAUCACCAUUUUUGCCUUGACCUGAGCCUGGAGGAGCUGACAGCUGUCAUGAGCUUCCUGACCCAACAGCUAGGGCCAGGCCUGGUGGAUGCAGCCCAGGCCCGCCCCUCGGACAACUGCGUCUUCUCAGUGGAGCUGCACCUGCCCCCCAAGGCUGCAGCCCUGGCCCACCUGGACAAAGGGAGCCCCCCACCUUCCCGGGAGGCGCUGGCCAUCGUCUUCUUUGGCGGACAGCCCCAGCCCAACGUGAGUGAGCUGGUGGUGGGGCCACUGCCACACCCCACCCACCUGCAGGACGUGACGGUGAAGCGUCACGGGGGCCCCCUGCCCUAUCACCGCCGCCCCGUGCUGAUGCGAGAGUACCUGGACAUAGACCAGCUGAUCUUCGACAGAGAGCUGCCCCAGGCCGCUGGUCUUCUCCACCACUGCUGCUUCUACCAACGCCACGGACGGAACCUAGUGACGAUGACCACGGCCCCCCGAGGUCUGCAGUCAGGGGACCGGGCCACCUGGUUUGGCCUCUACUACAACAUCUCAGGGGCCGGCUUCUUCCUGCACCCUGUGGGCUUGGAGCUGCUGGUAGACCACAAGGCUCUGGACCCCUCCCACUGGACCAUCCAGAAGGUGUUCUUUCAAGGCCGUUACUAUGAGAGUUUGGCCCAGCUGGAGGACCAGUUUGAGGCCGGCCUGGUGAACGUGGUGCUGGUCCCAGACAACGGCACAGGUGGGUCCUGGUCCCUCAAGUCCCAGGGGCCUCCCGGUCCAGCUCCUCCUCUGCAGUUCCAUCCCCAGGGCCCCCGCUUCAGUGUCCAGGGGAGUCGAGUGACCUCCUCAUUGUGGACUUUCUCCUUUGGCCUUGGAGCUUUCAGCGGCCCCAGGAUCUUUGACAUCCGCUUCCGGGGAGAACGACUAGCUUAUGAGAUCAGCCUCCAAGAGGCCUUGGCCAUCUAUGGUGGAAGUUCCCCUGCAGCAAUGCUGACCCGCUAUAUCGAUGGCAGCUUUGGCAUGGGCAAAUACUCCACUCCCCUGACCCGUGGGGUGGACUGCCCCUACCUGGCCACCUACGUGGACUGGCAUUUCCUUCUGGAAUCCCACACCCCCAAGACAAUACGUGAUGGCAUUUGUGUGUUUGAACAGAACCAGGGCCUCCCCCUGAGGCGACACCACUCAAAUUUCUACUCCCACUAUUUUGGGGGCCUUGCAGAGACAGUGCUGGUCCUCAGAUCUGUGUCGACCAUGCUCAAUUAUGACUACCUGUGGGAUAUGGUCUUCCAUUCCAAUGGGGCCAUAGAAGUCCACUUCCACGCCACCGGCUACAUCAGCUCAGCGUUCCUCUUUGGGGCCGCCCGAAGAUAUGGGAACCAGGUUGGGGAGCACACGCUGGGUACUGUCCACACUCACAGCGCGCACUUCAAGGUGGAUCUGGAUGUAGGAGGACUGGAGAACUGGGUCUGGGCCGAGGACAUGACCUAUGUCCCCACGGCGGUACCCUGGAGCCCUGAGCACCAGAUGCAGAGGCUGCAGGUGACCCAGAAGCGGCUGGAGACAGAGGAGCAGGCCGCCUUCCCCCUGGGGGGCACCAUACCCCGCUACGUGUACCUGGCCAGCAACCACAGCAACAAGUGGGGUCACCCGCGGGGCUACCGCAUCCAGCCGCUCGGCCUUGCUGGGGAGCCGCUGCCCCAGAACAGCUCCUUGGAGAGAGCCUUCAGCUGGGGGAGGUACCAGCUGGCGGUGACCCGGCGGAAGGAGGCGGAGCACAGCAGCACCAGCAUCUACAACCAGAACGAUCCUUGGGCCCCCACCGUGGACUUUGCUGACUUCAUCAACAAUGAGACCAUUGCUGGAGAGGACUUGGUGGCCUGGGUGACAGCUGGUUUCCUGCACAUCCCACACGCGGAAGAUGUUCCCAACACAGUGACUGUGGGGAACGGUGUGGGCUUCUUCCUCCGACCUUACAACUUCUUUGACCAGGACCCCUCCUUCGAGUCUGCCGAGUCUGUCUAUUUCCAGGGGGACCAGGAUGCCGGGGCCUGCGAGGUCAACCCCCUGGCUUGCCUUCCCCAGGCUGCUGCCUGUGCCCCAGACCUCCCCGCCUUCUCCCAUGGGGGCUUCUCUCACAACUAGGGGGUCCCCGGGCCAGGGUGUGUGGGGAGGGGAGCAGUGGGCAUUGGGCCGGGUGGCCUGGUGCCCUCUUCUCCUUCCUUCCACCCCGAAGCUCCCCGCCUCCCCCCCCCCGGCCCCCUCUCUAUUGCCCUCCCUGAUACCCCCUCCCUGCUGGGAGCAUCCUGAGCCUGUGACGCCUGGCACUGGGGGAGGGACAGAGACACAACCCCAGACCUGCUGGGUUCCUGUUCCAGAGAGAAGAAAGGCCCGCUGAAGCCUGGACUGAUGGCCAAGCGUUUCCCAGAAGAUUCCUGUUUUUUUGUGGUUUUGUUUCUGGUUUUGUUUUUUUGCUUUCCGGCUUUCCCAAAUCCUUUUAACCCAUCCCCUGAGCCUCCUCAUUUCCUCCCUUGGAAGGUGAGGGUGGUGUUGCUGCACUGGGAAUAGUCCCCUAGAAGCCCCAGAGCAGGGUUCCUGCCAGGCCUAGGCCUCCACGAAUGAGCUAGAAGGGGUUCCUUAGCUCCCAUUCCUUUUAUCCAAGUCCUCCUCUCCCUCUUCCUUCCUUUGCCUACUGCCUCCUCUUCCUGUUCCUCCCUGUUCUUAUAGCCUGCAAUUUCCCUCCCAGCCCUGAGAAGAUGUUCCUCUGUCCUCUGUCUUCACUUCUUAACUUAGGUCUCCUCUCUUGUCCCUCUUCCCAUGGAAGUCUCAAAAUGCAAGGGACAUCUAGUUUGAGAGGACAAUUCCUUGUCUGUCCCCCUGUGUCUGUCACAAGCCAGAGUAGGAGCCCUGUCCUGGGGCAGGCUGUAAUUCCCAGAAGUCCUCUUCUCCCCUUUGUAUUCACCUGCCCGGCUCCCUCUGGCAAAGGAUGGUCACACAGCAGCAGCUCAAGUUAGCAUUUGAGGCGGAUUUGUAGGUACUGUGGUAACGAGGAGCGGUCAUUUGUGCCAAGGGUGUGUGACCAGUGAGCUCAUGUACUGCCCAGCAGCAGACACGGAGGGCAGGUGGGCGCCAAAGGUGGGAAGCAGUGAGACCUUGGAACUCCAGUGGCCACCGUUUGUGACCAUGCAAAUGAGCUGGGUGGGGGGUGGUUCCCCCAACGGUGUCCCUCGGGGGCUCUGGGUGAGGGGUGGGUGCACCCGUAGUGAGAGAUUGGAAACUACAGAAACACCCUUUCCUAGAGGAUUGGUUGAUUAAAUUCCUACGCAGCCUUACAAGGCGGUGCCAUGCAGCUCUAACGAGAAUGCUCUGUGUGGACCAAUAGGGAACGAUCUUCCAAUGAAAACGACAAGGCACGGAAGUGUGUGUGGUGCACUUCUCGUUUGUGUGGUAGAAAGGAGGAAACUAUAAAUACUUACUUAUAUAUGCAUAUUCAGAAGAAACCAAUGAAACUGUUUGCUUUGGGGGAGGGGUGCGGACAGAUGAGGGAGGAGACUUAGCACUCCAUACCCCUGUGUAUAUUUUGAAUUUUGAGCCAUGUGACUGUAUUACCUAUUCAAAAUAAAUAAAAAAUGGGCCCAAAUAGGACCUGACCUGA
Ailuropoda melanoleuca (giant panda) is the source of this 7091-nucleotide messenger RNA. RefSeq names its product amine oxidase copper containing 2. The record is from RefSeq and is a predicted model, not a curated record. Gene Ontology annotation, biological process: amine metabolic process; response to antibiotic. The transcript is spliced from 9 exons. Bases 1253 to 5581 code for a protein of 1442 amino acids. Gene Ontology annotation, cellular component: Golgi apparatus; early endosome; endoplasmic reticulum. Gene Ontology annotation, molecular function: quinone binding; copper ion binding; primary methylamine oxidase activity. NCBI's taxonomy places the organism in Eukaryota, Metazoa, Chordata, Mammalia, Carnivora, Ursidae.